This is a messenger RNA of Amyelois transitella, 1625 nucleotides long. RefSeq lists its product as uncharacterized. NCBI's taxonomy places the organism in Eukaryota, Metazoa, Arthropoda, Insecta, Lepidoptera, Pyralidae. The transcript has a single exon. The record is from RefSeq and is a predicted model, not a curated record. Bases 132 to 1625 code for a protein of 497 amino acids.
UCACAGGUGGACGCGUCGGGUGACUUUGUAUCACGCAAGUGAUUUAUCGGAGCGCGCUGUCGGUGCAUUGUGUGCGUAGGUACCUACGUGUUCGCAGCUUGUUGAUAAUGUAAAUUGAAUUACUACUGACAAUGAUGUCUAGCAACGAGAAUUCGUUUGCUAUACUAUCUGACGAGGAGAUAAAUGGUGAAGACGUUAUUGAGACCAGAGAAUGUGAGAUGACAAGGGAUUUGCAUACUGUAAGCCGGUGGAGUAGUACGGAAAACUUAGUAGAAAUGAGUUCGGGAAGACCUUCAAAGAGAAACAGGGUGAUGAGUACCGAAGAAGUUUGGACUACAGUAGGAAAAAAGGCCAAGAAACCAGUGAGUUCCGAUGAAAAUGAUUUAACGAAUAAAGCUGAAGAAAAAAUUGAAAUUUGUUUGACAUGUCCAGAAAAACUACCUAAACAAUUUGGAUUGGCAAAAAUGAUGAAGGCUGAAAAUAUUAAAAAUGUUAUAAAAAUCAAAUACAUAAACGCAUAUAAGGUGUUAAUUCAUUUUAGUCAAGAAGAAAGUGCUGAAGAAUUUCUUCUAUCGAAAUUAUUCAACGAAAAUGGCUUCAAAUGUCAAAGAACCCUAGAAGUUAACCAGUCUUACGGUGUGAUUAAAGAUGUCGACCUACAUUUAAGCGACGAUGAAAUUUGUGAGGAGUUAAGAUGUGAGACUGAGAUAUUAGGAAUAAAACGACUUAAACGCAAAAACACGAAUGAUGGCCUAUGGGAAACGAGUGAAUCUGUUAGGAUAUGUUUCAAGGGUUCCCUCUUACCUUCAUAUGUAUAUAUAUGUGAUACUAGAGCCCAAGUUCACCCAUACACCUUCCCUGUUACUCAGUGUUCCAGAUGCUGGCGUUUUGGUCAUACGAUUAAAAUGUGCCCUUCUCUAAAAGUAAUUUGUCCUAAGUGCACUAAAAGUCAUGUUAAUUGUGAAACAACAGAAUUUAAAUGCAAUAAUUGCACCGGAAGACAUAUGGCUAUGGCUAAGAUUUGUCCAGUAUUUUUAAAAGAAAAACGAAUAAGGGAGAUCAUGUCGGAAUUUAACUGUUCAUAUAAAAAAGCCUUAACGAUGUUUCCACCAUCUGCAGCUCAUCAUGGCGGUCAAACACAAGACCUUAAUAAAGUUAUUGGCAAAGAUACAUCAGAAGACAUAAUUGAAGAAUCUAGAAACACUCCUUCCACCCCUAGUAUUAUAUUUCCUAUCAAACAUAUCUCCAAUAAGAACCAAAACUUAAAAAAGAAUCCAAAGGGACAAAAAAUAAAAGAGAAGAGGAAUAAUAAAAUAACAGAGAGAAAUGAAGACUACUUAGAAGAUGUUUUCGAAUCAAAUGAAAGCGAUACUAAAUCUGAAGAUGGCAUUCUAGAAGGAAAUCGCAACAACUAUAAAGAAAAAAUAUCUUGGAGUCAAUUGUUUAAGAAAAUUAAAAACAAAAUUUUCGAGAAAGGUAACGCGUCUUGGGAAGAUACAUUGAAAGAGUGUGUUGGUAUUGUAAUGGAAGGGUUAUUAUCAAUUUUCAUGAAAUUUAUCGCUGAUCAGCCUUGUUGUAACUUCAUAAAACAAUUAUGGACUACAGCAACCCAAGUAUCUCAAUAA